CACAGGCUCUGGAUUGGCGGUGGGGCGGGGCGGGCCUAGGUCUCCGGCCGGAAGCGGAAGUGGGAGAAAGAUGCAGGAGCAUCAGCACGUGCCCAUCGACAUCCAGACCAGCAAGCUGCUCGACUGGCUGGUGGACAGAAGGCACUGCAACCUGAAAUGGCAGAGCCUGGUCCUGACGAUCCGGGAGAAGAUCAAUGCCGCCAUCCAGGACAUGCCAGAGAACGAGGAGAUCGCCCAGCUGCUCUCGGGAUCCUACAUUCACUAUUUCCACUGUCUAAGAAUCGUGGAUCUUCUCAAAGGCACCGAGGCCUCCACAAAAAAUAUUUUUGGCCGGUACUCUUCACAGCGGAUGAAGGAUUGGCAGGAGAUCGUAGCCCUCUAUGAGAAAGACAACACCUACUUAGUGGAGCUCUCUAGCCUCCUGGUUCGGAAUGUCAACUACGAGAUCCCCUCACUGAAGAAGCAGAUCGCCAAGUGCCAGCAGCUGCAGCAGGAAUACAGCCGCAAGGAGGAGGAGGGCCAGGCGGGGGCCGCCGAGCUGCGGGAGCAGUUCCACCACUCGUGCAAGCUGUACGGCAUCACGGGAGACAAUGUGCGGAGAGAGCUGCUGGCCCUCGCGAAGGACCUGCCAGGGCAGCUGGCUGAGAUUGGGGCAGCGGCUCAGUCGCUGGGGCAAGCCAUUGACCUGUACCAGGCAUGCGUGGGCUUCGUGUGUGAAAGGUAAAGGGUGUCCCCAUCAGAGCAGGUGCUGCCGAUGCUGCGCCACGUGCAGGAGCGGGGGAACUCUACAGUGUACGAGUGGAGGACGGGGACGGAGCCCUCCGUGGUGGAGCGGCCGCGCCAGGAGGAGCCCGCCGAGCAGGUGGAAGAGGACGCGGUGAGACAAUCCGACUGGGGCGACUUCGGGGCGGAGCCAGUCCCCCAGGGCAUUGACUCCGGCAUCUCCACUGAGGCCGCUGGAAUCGACUGGGGCAUCUCCCUGGAGUCGGACCCAAAGGUGAGGGACGCCUCGACGCUGGGGGGUGACGGCAUCGACUGGGGAGACGAUGCCGCCGCCUUGCAGAUCACAGUGCUGGAAGCAGGAACCCAGGCUCCAGAAGGUGUUGCUCGGGGCCCGGACGCCCUGACACUGCUUGAGUACCCAGAGACCCGGAAUCAGUUCAUAGAUGAGCUCAUGGAGCUCGAGAUCUUCUUGUCCCAGAGAGCAGUGGAGAUGAGCGAGGAGGCGGACAUCCUGUCUGUGAGCCAGUUCCAGCUGGCUCCCGCCAUCCUGCAGGGCCAGACCAAAGAGCAGAUGGUGACCAUGGUGGCAACACUGCAGGAUCUGAUAGGCCGGCUCACCAACCUUCGAAUGCAGCACCUGUUUAUGAUCCUGGCCUCACCCAGGUAUGUGGACCGAGUGACCGAAUUCCUGCAGCAGAAGCUGAAGCAGUCCCAGCUGCUGGCAUUGAAGAAGGAGCUGAUGGUGGAGAAGCAGCGGGAGGCGCUGCAGGAGCAGGCGGCUCUGGAGCCCAAGCUGGACCUGCUGCUGGAGAAGACCAAGGAGCUGCAGAAGCUGAUUGAAGCCGACAUCUCCAAGAGGUACGGCGGGCGCCCUGUGAACCUGAUGGGCACCUCGCUGUGACGCCCCGCCUCCGCCCGCCCGUCUACCCAGGCUCCAGUGGUGUUGGGACAGCCAGGGCUGACGUUGCAAGGUCCUUCCGGGCUAGACAUCAGGCCCGGGGAGGACGGAAGGGCCCAACUGGUGGCCCGGCGCUCUGCCGGGAGCUGUCCUGAUUGGUCCUGAGCCCCAGCCUCCGACCACAGCUCCUCCUGCUGUUUGUCUAGUCGGACUUAAUAAAAGAGGACAGACGCUUCCCUACUGA
Lepus europaeus (European hare) is the source of this 1865-nucleotide messenger RNA. It is a transcript of the gene CDK5RAP3, whose product is annotated as CDK5 regulatory subunit associated protein 3. Gene Ontology annotation, cellular component: endomembrane system. The record is from RefSeq and is a predicted model, not a curated record. Gene Ontology annotation, biological process: regulation of cyclin-dependent protein serine/threonine kinase activity; regulation of mitotic cell cycle. Lineage: Eukaryota; Metazoa; Chordata; Mammalia; Lagomorpha; Leporidae.